AUGAGUGCCAUUCUUAGACGUUCAAUUGCUGUUGCUACUCGCGGACAGCUUCGCGCCACUUCUUCCCGCAUUGCUCAACCCAGCCGCGUUCUCGGGUUCCGUUUCAACUCCACCUUCAAGCAAGAGAACCAGCCUCGCAUCAGAAUUGGUUCUGAAGCUCCUAACUUCAAGGCCAUCACUACCCAGGGUGAAAUUGACUUCCAUGACUGGAUUGGCGAUUCUUGGGCCGUUUUGUUUUCCCAUCCCGCUGACUUUACCCCCGUCUGCACCACUGAGCUUGGUGCCUUUUCCCAGCUUGCUCCCGAGUUUGCCAAGCGCAACACCAAGCUGAUUGGUCUUUCUGCCGACCCCUUGGAGGACCACGUUAAGUGGAUCAAGGAUAUUGAGGAUGUAGCAACCAACGGCUCGCCGUUCCAAUUCCCUGUCAUUGCCGACACUGACCGUAACGUUUCGUUUUUGUACGACAUGGUUGACCAGGCCAACUUUGAGAAGCUCGACAAGGGAAUUGCCUUCACUAUCCGCAAUGUCUUCAUCAUUGACCCUUCCAAGAAGGUCCGCCUGUUUUUGGUCUACCCUGCCUCCACUGGCAGAAAUACCGCAGAGGUUCUCCGCGUUUUGGAUGCUCUCCAACUCACUGAUAAGGCUGGUGUCGUCACUCCUGCCAACUGGGCUCAAGGCCAGGAUGUCAUUAUCCCUCCUAGCGUCUCCAACGCUGAUGCAAAGGCCAAGUUUGGCGACUUUAAGGAGGUCAAGCCUUACCUCCGCUUCACCAAGGAGCCCACCGUCAAGUCCUCGUUUGCUGGCUCAUCCGCAGGACCCACUGCUGGUUUCAUUUUCGCUGCCGCUGCCGCUGCUGGUGCCUUUGCUCUGACUCAGGUUGACGACAAGGAUCAGGCUAAGGUUGCUCAGCUUAAAGGUGUUUUUGAAAAAUUGAAAAACCAAGAACCGGUUGAUGUGGCCAUGGAGUUAGGCACAAACGAUCCAAAGUCCGAAGCCGAGUGGGACCGAUUGUUCAAGCACCUCCGUGAAACCCCAGAGCUCGUUUAUACACCGAAAUCGCAAUCACCAAAGAAAUGA
This is a messenger RNA of Magnusiomyces paraingens, 1077 nucleotides long. RefSeq lists its product as uncharacterized. NCBI's taxonomy places the organism in Eukaryota, Fungi, Ascomycota, Dipodascomycetes, Dipodascales, Dipodascaceae. Gene Ontology annotation, cellular component: mitochondrion; cytosol. The record is from RefSeq and is a predicted model, not a curated record. Gene Ontology annotation, molecular function: thioredoxin peroxidase activity. The transcript has 3 exons. Gene Ontology annotation, biological process: cell redox homeostasis; cellular response to oxidative stress; cellular oxidant detoxification. The coding region runs from base 1 to 1077 and encodes 358 amino acids.